Molecule: messenger RNA, 2434 nt
Organism: Nelumbo nucifera (sacred lotus)
Lineage: Eukaryota; Viridiplantae; Streptophyta; Magnoliopsida; Proteales; Nelumbonaceae
Product: wall-associated receptor kinase 5-like
Biological process (GO): protein phosphorylation; cell surface receptor signaling pathway
Cellular component (GO): plasma membrane
Molecular function (GO): ATP binding; protein serine/threonine kinase activity; calcium ion binding
Source: RefSeq, a predicted model, not a curated record
UUCUACGAUAACUUCAACCUUGGAGCAUGAUGUCCAAUAUGAACCUUGUGCCUUUCAGCAUUUGCCUCAGUGGAGCCUAUAAAUGGGCGAAAUGGAAAGUUUGAAACAAACCAAUUAAAACAAAACAAGGGCAGCUAAUAAGUAACAAUGGAAUUGCCCGUUCUGCUGCUUCAACUCCUUUUUCUGUUGCCAAUGGCUGCAAUAUCAUCGGCACUGGCCUUGGCGAAGCCCAGCUGCGAGGAAAAAUGUGGCGACAUCACCAUUCCCUACCCGUUCGGCUUCGGGGAUUCAAGUUGUUACAGAAAGUCGUACGAGGUAACCUGCAACCACAAUUUCAACCCUCCAAAGCCUUUCCUAUUGAACAGUAAUAUAGAGGUUCUAAACAUAUCGCUACUAGGCCAAUUGCGCACUAGAGGCUUUUUAAGUUACGAUUGCUACAAUCAGUUGGGAAAUUCGACGAACAGGUCCCGCGCUUCUUUCAAUCUUGCAGACCUUCCCUAUACUUUUUCCGACACCAAAAACAAGUUCACGGCAAUGGGUUGCGACACAAUAGCCUUGCUAACGGCUUCCGGGGGUCGCAACUUUACAGGCGGAUGCUCCAUGCUUAGCAGCGACCUGCAGAACUUGGUUAACGGGUCAUGUUCUGGGAUUGGUUGUUGUCAGACUUCGAUUCCAAAGGGGUUCAAAUACUUCGAUGUGGUUCUCAGUAGUGCUUUUAAUCACACCCAGGUCUCGAUUUUCAAUCCUUGCAGCUACGCUUUCUUGGUUGAUUCUGAGUGGUUUAACUUCUCCGUACCCGAUAUCAUGGGCUAUAUGGAUUUCUAUAACAUAAAUGGAGGAAUGGUCCCAAUCGUGCUCGACUGGGCAAUAGAAAACUACACCUGUGCAAAUGCUCUCACUAGUGAUCCAAAUUAUGCAUGCGGUAAGAACAGCGAAUGUUUUAACUCUCCUAAUGGUUUGGGAUAUCUCUGCAAUUGUUCUCAAGGUUAUCAGGGCAACCCUUAUCUUGAAAACGGAUGCCAAGACAUAGACGAAUGCGCAUAUCCAACUUUGAAUGACUGCUCAUCAUCAGGGCAAUGCACUAAUACGCCUGGGAGUUACUACUGCUCCUGCCCAGAUGGUACCCAAGGGGAUGGAAGGAAAAAUGGGAGUGGUUGUGUAGCUCCUCCAAGGAAGCGAUCUCAGCUGAUACAAGUCUGUUUAGGUAUUGGUUUCGGCAUCUUGUUUCUUCUAUUUGUUAGUUCUUGGCUGUAUUGGGGAAUCCAAAAGAGAAAGCUCGACAAACGCAAAGAAAACUUUUUUCAGCAAAAUGGAGGUCUCUUAUUGAGGCAAUUGCUCUCUUCAAAUGAUGCAAAUAUAGAAACUGCAAAGAUAUUUACUGAAGAAGAGCUCAAGAAAGCAACUAACAACUUUGAUAAGAGUCUGAUCCUAGGUCGCGGUGGCUAUGGUACAGUAUAUAAAGGAACUUUACCUAAUAAUAAGAUUGUUGCCAUUAAGAAGUCCAAAAUAGUUGAUGAAAAUCAAGUUGAGCAAUUCAUCAAUGAAGUGGUUAUUCUUUCUCAAAUUGAGCAUGAGAAUGUAGUCAAGCUUUUAGCUUGUUGCUUAGAUUCCGAAAUCCCCUUAUUAGUAUACGAAUUCAUUACUAAUGGGACUCUAUUCCAUCAUAUUCAUGAUGAAGGACACAAAUCGUCAGUUUCAUGGGACAAUCGCCUAAGGAUUGCUACAGAAACUGCAAAAGCACUUGCCCAUUUGCACACUGCAGCUACCCCUCCGAUCAUUCAUAGAGAUAUUAAAUCGGCCAAUAUUCUCUUAGACGAUGUCUUUAAAACAAAAGUAUCAGAUUUUGGAGCUUCAAGAUUAGUUCCAUUAGACCAUACUCAAUUUACCACAUUAGUACAGGGAACAUUGGGGUACUUGGACCCAGAAUAUUUUCAAACAAGUCACUUGACAGAGAAGAGUGAUGUUUAUAGUUUCGGUGUAGUUCUUGUAGAGCUAUUAACCGGAAGAAAAGCACUAGAAUUGGACAGACCAGAAAGAGAGAAAAAUUUGGCUAUCUAUUUCAUGGGUUUGAUGAAAGAAGACAGCGUUUUGGAUAUUUUGGAGGAUAGAGUGUUAAAUGAGGCUGAUCGGGAUCAACUUUGUGAAGUCACUAAGCUUGCACACAGAUGCCUAAGCGCGAAGGGAGAGGAUAGGCCUACAAUGAAGGAAGUAGCCAUGCAGCUAGAAGAGUUGAGGGGCUUCGACAACCAUCCAUGGGUUGAACAUAAUCAUGAAGAAGUAGAGCAUUUGCUUGGUGAGCAACCAAAUUUACAAAAUUGCAGUACUUCAGAGUAUGAUAGUAGUUUGAAGGGUCACGUUGCAAUAUCAUUGAACAAUGGGCGAUGAUAGUUAAAGUUUCAACUUCUGUUUGUCAUCUUGUUUGUAUAUUUUUAAG